This is a messenger RNA of Bacillus rossius redtenbacheri, 1059 nucleotides long. Its product is annotated as flightin. Lineage: Eukaryota; Metazoa; Arthropoda; Insecta; Phasmatodea; Bacillidae. The record is from RefSeq and is a predicted model, not a curated record. The coding region runs from base 48 to 485 and encodes 145 amino acids. The transcript is spliced from 2 exons.
GUCAGUCCGCCGACCGCCGCGGCCCGCACAGCAGCGCAGAAGCAGAGAUGCCCGAGGAGAGCCCGGCCCUGGAAGGCAACGUGCCGGCAGCAGAGGCGCCAGCCCUGGACGGCGGAGCUGACCCGCUGCCUGAUCUGCCCACCAAGCGCCACCACGACCCCAGCAAGCCGCUCACGUACCGCUACUGGACCAGGCCCACCCACCUGCAGUACAAGUACCUGCACGACUACCGCUACAACUACUACGACGACGUGAUCGACUACCUGGACAAGCGCACCCGGGGCCUGGCGCGCGAGCUGCCCCGGCCCCAGACCUGGGCGGAGCGCGCCCUGCGCGGCUACGUGCAGCCCACCAAGUACUACGAGGCGCCCUACCAGCGCGUCAAGGACUGGGAGCUGCUGCACCAGAUCCGCGCCAUCAACAACUACUACCACUACCACAAGUACGACUACAUCACGCGGCGGUACCCGGCGCUGCUGCUCUGAGCACCACCGGCCUCCGCCCUUCCCCCUCGAGUGUUCCACGUGACGGGACAAGCAUCAAGCACCCAGCAUCCGAGCCUAGCCGGCGACCGGCCAAACUCGCGGACAUGUCUGGCGACCGGGUUCUGAGCCUUCUGCUAAGGAAGCGUUGAAUUACAGGCAUCACAGUGUCCUGGUUUUGCACGUCAGUAGCUAACCGUAGUAAUGUAGUGUUUGCCCCUAGUCCCCUUUCCAUAGCUCAUUGAAUCCGCGAAUACUUCCAGUCCCUAUGUGAAGCUAUUACUUCUACAUAAAAAAAAUAUAAUGCUAUAAAAUAUUAUGUGCUAAUUUAUAAAAAAAAAACCCAUACAUGGAAAAUUUCACAAAUGUGUGUGUAAAAUUGUGUACGAUCCUCCUAACAAGUAAUGCUAAUUAAAAUAUUCAAAGUAACAAUUUUAGUAGUAGAUGUGUGUCUCAGUGUAUCCAAAUGUGAUAUUUAAAAGUUAUGGUUCCAUGUAAUAAAUCUGAUACUAUUUGAUUUUCAUACAAUGUAAAAUAUUUAUGUUCACAUCCAUAACCAAUAAAGACGAAAAAUAUU